AUGAGUUUAAUGUCUCAUGCCAACGUUCCCCUUCAAAAUGGGAAAAAAAUGAAAAAAAGAAAAGAAUUGGAUGCAUUGGUUGCAAAAACAAGCAUCAAACGUUCGGGUGAUUCUGUAAAAAAAUCCUGUAAUGUCGGUGGGAUUAGCAGUAGGGAUAAGCUUUUAUCCGAUUCUACUGACGAAUUAGAAUAUUGGAUGUCACCCGUUGGUUGUAAACCCCCUCGAUGUCACCGUCGUAAAUAUCUAAUACGAAAGUGGGCUUGUUUUGCUUUCCUAAGAACGUGUUCUGCUAUAUUAAUGUUUACUUGUGUCAUAGCAAGCACGACAGUGAUGUGGCUAUUUGUUGACGUACGAGAACAGGUGACGUCACUGAGAACGGAACUCAAUCAAGUUGUUGCUGGGAAUCAAGGAGUUCCGGAUGCUUUACAAAAAUGUCAUACUCUGUCCAAGGACCUGCAAAAAAAUCAAACUCUCAUAAUGAAUCGUUUAAAUGGAUUUUCAAUUUUAUUUACGAAUUUUAGUUUGGAAAUGAGUGAAAUGAAAACGGGUUUUCAAACCGUCCAAAGUCAACUUAAAUCCUCUCCAGAUCUCGUGAAUAUUCCCCUAUUAUUAAAAGACUUAUCCGCGAGUGUCGCAUCUUUCGGAAGUCAAAUAAAAGACCUCAAUUCGACCGUAUCCACGUUGAAGGACCAAAAUGGAAAAUUGGAUGCCUUGGUCGGGAGUCUAGUCAAUAAUUUAACGGAUACGAGGAAAAAAUUAACGGAUUUAUCAAAUGCCAAAUUUGAUAAGAGUGACGUGAUGGAAAAAGCAUUCGCUGUUGAGAAAAAGGCCAUUUUCGACGUUCUCAAUCAAAUUUCACGUAAUUUGUCAAUAAUUAAUAAUACACUUAGCGAAAAAUUGCAAUGGACUGCCAAGGAUCAAUUAUCGGAUCAUAAAUCCAUUGAAAAUUUGAGGGAAAUGAAUGAAAACGUGACGGCUCGAGUACAAACACUCGAGGGUUUAUGCGCCAAAGAAUCAAAUACGAAAACGUCAAAUUACGAUUCCUCGACUUCUUUUCUUCGGGGGUCUUCGACAAACCUUUCCAUGCCACUCACCGUGAAAAGUGAAAAUACAUCAGAAGAAAAAACAAUCGAUGGAGGGGAAAAUCAUUCACAAUCAUCUCAACAGAUGAAUAGAGGUCCACAAUAG
This is a messenger RNA of Pediculus humanus corporis (human body louse), 1188 nucleotides long. RefSeq lists its product as uncharacterized. NCBI's taxonomy places the organism in Eukaryota, Metazoa, Arthropoda, Insecta, Psocodea, Pediculidae. The transcript is spliced from 3 exons. The coding region runs from base 1 to 1188 and encodes 395 amino acids. The record is from RefSeq and is a predicted model, not a curated record.